Salpingoeca rosetta is the source of this 1328-nucleotide messenger RNA. Its product is annotated as nuclear movement protein nudC. The record is from RefSeq and is a predicted model, not a curated record. Gene Ontology annotation, biological process: protein folding. The transcript is spliced from 9 exons. Gene Ontology annotation, cellular component: cytoplasm. Bases 129 to 1172 code for a protein of 347 amino acids. NCBI's taxonomy places the organism in Eukaryota, Choanoflagellata, Craspedida, Salpingoecidae.
AUUAAACCAAACGAGGUGGGUAAAACAAAGUCUGGACAAUUUGCGAAAGAACCGCACCGAAAGAACCACCAGGAAGAGCUGCUGUGAGUGAGUGGAAGGAAGAACGACAACGCACCAAGCAAGCAACCAUGGCUGAGGAGCGCUUUGAUGGCCUGCUGUUGAGCAUGGCUCAGCAGAUGGAAGGGGGCAUCGACCAACUGUUGGACGUCUACUUCAGCUUCCUGCUUCGCAAGACAGACUUCUUCACUGGCGCGUCCAAGGAGCACGCAAAACAGCUGGUCAUGUCCAAGUUUGAAAAGUACAGCAAGAUUGCAGAGCAGAAGAAAAAGGAAAAGCAGCAGGAGGAAGAAGACGACGCAGAGGAGGAAGAGGUUGUCCUGCCUGACGACGGCUCCAAGAUCCAGGAGCUGACGGACGAGCAAGCAGCCAAGCUGGAGCAGCAGCUGAAGAAGAAGGAGGACAAGAAGCAGCACACGAAGAAGCAGCCAGCCACCAGCAGUAGCAGCGAGGCCAAGGCUGCAGAUGCGUCGAGUGCGGCGAAGAAGAGCAAGUCCACGGCCACGCCGCUGCCCAACGCAGCAAACCCAGACGACCUCUCUGCUGAGGACUCGGGCGACGAGGAUGGCGAUGGCAACAAGCAGCCCAACGGAAAGCUCCGCCCAAACACGGGCAACGGUGCGAACCUCCCAAACUACUCCUGGAUCCAGACCCUCCAGGACCUCGAGGUGCGGGUGCCGCUGAAGGUUGAUUUCAGGGUGAAGGGCCGCGAUUGCGUCGUCGACAUCAAGAAGAACUCGCUGAGCAUUGGGCUGAAGAACCAGCCGCCAAUUCUGUCUGGCAAGCUGCCGCACCCAAUCCACCCGGACGAGAGCACGUGGGUCCUCGACAACAACACCAUCACCGUCCAGCUCGAGAAGGUGAACCAGAUGGAGUGGUGGCCGCACGUGGUUGUGGGCGAGCCCGAGAUCAACACGCGCAAGGUGCAGCCGGAGAACUCGAAGCUGUCAGACCUUGACGACGAGACGCGUGGCAUGGUUGAGAAGAUGAUGUUUGACCAGCGGCAGAAGGAGAUGGGCAAACCCACGUCCGACGAGCAGAAGAAGCUGGACAUCCUCGAAAAAAUCAAGAAGGCCAACCCUGAGAUGGACUUUUCCAACGUCAAAUUCUCCUGAGCAAAAGCCGACGCUGUGUGUGUGUGUGUGUGUGUGUGUGUGUGUGUGUGUGUGUGUGUGUGUGCGUAUGUCUGUCUGUCUGUCUGUCUGUCUGCCUAUCUGUCAGGUUGACAUGACUGGUGGGUUCGUUUGCAAAGAGUAUAUUGACAACCGUGA